UUAUAAAUAUGAACUCCUCACGGCUUAAUAACCUCAAACAAUUAUAAUUUCCAACAUUUUCUUGGCCUUCAAAACAACAUCAGCUCAAAAGACAAUCAGUACAAAAUGAAGAAAAACAAAUAGAAAACAUUCAAAAACUGCCAUAAUAGUGCUUAAAAAACAAACAAAUUUGCCAUAAAUUAUAAAUAGAACAAAGAAAUUAGAACAAAAUAUAUAAACAAAACAAAAAAAAUCUAAAACUAAAUGCUGAAAAAUGUUAAAAACUUCAAUUAAAACGUUAAAAUACUUAACAUUGUUAAUUGUGCUACUUAUACAAAUUCAAAGAAAUUGCGCCAAAACAAUCAACGAUAACAGCAACAACAACCAUAACCAUAACAACAACAUCAUCAGCCGCAGCAGUAGUAAAAGCAACAUACCACCACUUGUACCCCUUCACCAAACAAAUGUUAACAGCACAACAAAAAUCCACACAAACGAUAAAAACUUUCAAAAAGCUCAGCCAAGUAAUCAACCAAAAAACUCAACAACAUUAACAGCAGCAUGUAAACACGCACAUAACAGAGCUGUGGUGAAUUUGAAUCGCUGUCAACAAGAAAAUCAAGAGAUUAUUUUUAAGCCAUUCUAUACAUGUUAUUGCUUACUUUAUUUGUUUAUUAUAUGUAUUUCAGAAUUCACCUCCUCCUCCACUACUAUGCGUCGCAAAAAACGUAGUGUUUUCCAUGUACGCUGGAAUCCUAAUGAACGAUUCAUCGUAGAAUCUCAUGAAAAUCCGGCCAUAAAUUCUUCCAAACUUGCACCGCAUCCCCGUCUCAAAGUCUCCAAAACAACCAAACUCACCCUGAAUCCGAAACUCUAUCUGUGUCACGACAAAUACUCACAGAUGUGUGAAAACAAAACAAUUGUUUUUAAGGAGCGAAUUUUGCGCACAUUCGACAAGGCCAUGAUGGAGUCAUUGAAUGAAUCGAACUUUUACAAUGUCGAUUUUAAGCCGGUGUUUGGUGAUAGUUUCGAAGAGCAAUAUUAUCCAUCGACAUGUUUGGUCAUGGAAGCUGGCGUACGUGUGCUGAAGCGUAAGGAUCCACCAUUUAAUAAACUGCAGUUUGGAAAAUUAUUUCCGAAACAGAAGUUAUUUCGUCAAAAUAAGAAUAUCAAGACGUGUGCAAUAGUGUCGAGUGCUGGUUCGAUGGCAGGUUCGAAGCUGGGGAGAUUUAUUGAUACUCACGACAUCGUAAUGAGAUUUAAUCAUGCUCCAACUCGAGGAUACGAAGUGGAUGUGGGCAGUAAAACCACCAUACGUGUGGUGAAUUCUCAAGUUGUCACGAAGCCUGAAUUCGAUUUUACACAUGCACCAAUUUUUCAAAAUGUCACCAUUGCCGCUUGGGAUCCUGGCAAAUACAAUGGCUCUCUUGAGGAUUGGCUAACCACGUCCGACUAUGAUUUAUUUACGAAUUAUGAAAUGUAUCGACGUCGCUAUCCUAAGUCACGUGCCUUUUUAAUUGAUCCUCAUUCGAUUUGGCGUUUGUGGCAGAGUUUGCAAAUGUUUGCUGGCAAUCGACCGAUACGAAAGAAUCCUCCAAGUUCGGGAUUUAUUGGUCUAGCUCUACUUCUACCUCAUUGUCCUGUGGUUGAUUUCAUUGAAUAUAUUCCGUCGACACGUCUAAAUGGGCGCUGUCAUUACUACAGCAAAGAGAUAAAUUCCGCUUGCACAUUUGGAGCCUGGCAUCCGUUGGCAGCUGAAAAAUUAAUGGCAUUGGAUAUGAAUGUGGCCGAUGACAUGUCCGUUUUUCAAUUUGGCAUCUUACGCAUACGACGCCCCAAUAAACUAUUAUGUGGUUUUAAUUUUUUGGGUUACUAAGAGGUCAAAUG
Calliphora vicina (urban bluebottle blowfly) is the source of this 1866-nucleotide messenger RNA. It is a transcript of the gene SiaT, whose product is annotated as Sialyltransferase. Gene Ontology annotation, molecular function: beta-galactoside alpha-2,6-sialyltransferase activity. Gene Ontology annotation, cellular component: Golgi apparatus. The transcript has 6 exons. NCBI's taxonomy places the organism in Eukaryota, Metazoa, Arthropoda, Insecta, Diptera, Calliphoridae. Gene Ontology annotation, biological process: sialylation. The coding region runs from base 254 to 1855 and encodes 533 amino acids. The record is from RefSeq and is a predicted model, not a curated record.